Molecule: messenger RNA, 3270 nt
Organism: Archocentrus centrarchus (flier cichlid)
Lineage: Eukaryota; Metazoa; Chordata; Actinopteri; Cichliformes; Cichlidae
Gene: fastkd5
Product: FAST kinase domains 5
Exons: 2
Coding region: 129-2549 (806 amino acids)
Biological process (GO): regulation of mitochondrial mRNA stability; mitochondrial RNA processing
Cellular component (GO): ribonucleoprotein granule; mitochondrial matrix
Molecular function (GO): RNA binding
Source: RefSeq, a predicted model, not a curated record
GGUGGGUUUGCGUCAGGUCUACCAGAAGAGUCAUUCCAAUGAACUAAUACUGCUUCUUCUUGCCAUGAUUUCAUGAGGUUUUUACCGUUCCACGUGUUGGUUUCGGAGCGUUAAAGUGUGAUACACCCAUGGCUGCCUGCGUGUGGUGUCGCUGGAUGCCCAGGUUACGCCACCUCCCAGAUUUAAGAAAAGGAUUCGUCCGGGCUCAACACGUGCAUAUUAAACCAGAGGACGAGGCUGAUGGUCUAGAGGAAGAGAGAAGCUUAUCAUGGCACAAUGAAGUAUCUUUAGAAGGAUACAGGCUGCAUUACAACCCUUCUUCAUAUCAUCACUUUGCAUUGAACUCUGCAGUCUCCUACAGCCAAAGAGAUAAUGAUGAAGAUGAGCAAUGUGUAUUCACUCAUGUACCUUCCUUCUGGCAACAGGGCAAUCGCUACAAUGUGAGUUGCUCACGGCACCUCUCUAGCUCAAAAAACACUCUUCUGGACUUGGCUUUCAGCAAAACCUCUGAACCAGAGGUCCCCUCAGUAUCUCCUUACCAGAAAAAACCUGUGCUACCAGAUGUUAAAGUAGAUGCACGUGCCUUCCACAAGUGCAGACCAGAGUAUGCCUCAGUGAGCCUUGACUUUAACCAGAGACCUCACCAAAUCAAAUGGGAGGAGGCAAUGCAGCUGCUUCAAAAAGUGACUGUUUUAAAGGGAAGCAUGAAAACAUCUGACGUGUCUCAUUUUCUUAUGGAGCUUAGUUGUCUGCACCCAGACAAGAUGCCAUUAGUGAGGAGUGACCAACGCUUCAUCAUGCUCCUCCGGUAUUCUGUGGAGCACCUUCGCCACUUUACUCAACUUCAGUUGCUAGAGGUGCUGCAGUCAUUUGUGCGGUUGGACAUGCCCUCGACCCACACUGUACUUGAAUUAUAUGAGGCUGAGCUAAUACGCCGGUCCAGUCAGAUGACUUUGCAUCAGUUGAUGUUAGCUGCUGAUUUGUGGCGCUGUAUAGGGAAGCAGGUACCUCAGUUCUUACAGCAUCUCUAUGACUCAGUCCGUGUGCACCUGGGACAGGUGAGCGUCCCUGAGCUGGUUCAGCUGUUGUAUAUAAUGGGAGAGGGUAGGCAUUGUCCAAAAGACCUGAUCCGUUCUAUAGAGCAGCUUCUCAUGCAUCAUAUGCAACAACUGCACCCUGAGGAGGUUGGGGCUAUAUGUUUGGGACUCUUUAAAUCCCAGACUUCAAUAUCUGAGAGUGCAGUGACUCGCAUUGUUGAUAAGGCACUCUCUUUUGUAAAGGAGCUGAGUGACUUUGCCAUAGUGAAUGUGCUGAAGUACCUGCGUUUUAGUUAUACAUAUCACAGGGCAUGGCUGGAGGCCAUGGCAGAGGAAGUUCCUCAGCGUGCUCAUAGGAUGGGUGUCAAGGGGCUAAUGCAUGUGGCACUGACCUGCUCUGCUCUUCAUUACAGUAAUGACAGUAUUCUUACUGCUGUCGCUGAGAGAGUCCCCUUGUUAGUGCCACACUGCAGGAGUAAAGACUCAUGCAAACUCCUGUGGGCUUACGGCACAUUAGGAUUUCUCCCAUUACGGAGUCCAAGCUUCUAUCCAAGUCUUACAGAUUCCCUGAGGCAAAGAAAAGCUGAAUUUCAACGAUACCCGGAGCAUCUGCUCACGGGUCUUUUAGGAUUGGCCUUUGUCUCCCAGUUCCCAGAGGAUCUAAUUGCAUUAGCCUUGAGCCCUGACUUUGUAAACUUAGCACUGAAAUGCACACAGCUUGAUCUGAAAAAGGACUUGUUCACUUUAGAUGGAGCUGUAGCUCUGGAGUUGCCUCAAUGGACUGGCCCUCGGCUAAGCUGUGAACUUCGGGAUGAGAUUGCAGAGAUGCUGUGGAAGUUUGCCCAGUCAGAUGUGUGCCAGAAACCAGAGGUUCAAGAGGCAGAAUCUGCUCUGAAAGAUCUGCUUGGUGGAGAGGAGUUUGUAUGUAAAAGAAUGAUCCUGCCACAUACUCGCUCCAUUGACCUGGAAGUACAUCUUGACUCCACUGGGCACCCUGUACCUGUGAAACUAGCAUCACUAGAACAAAGCUCAUCCACAUGUCCUUCUAAUCAGGGUUGGGAGAAAUUAAAUGUAGGAGUAACAAUAACUGAUGACCUUUUAGCACAGAUAAUAAAUAAAAACACCACCAAAGCUCCUUUGGCUCAACCACCUAAAGUUAAGACUGCAUCUCUUCACAGAUUACAGCCCGAUGAAAGUGGCAGACUGUUUGACACAGUGCUAGACCUGACCAGUGAUAUUAUAGAAACUCUGACCAAACCCAAGCACCUUGGGUCUUCUCGCUGGGACUCCAAAGGCCCGGUCAAAGUUGCAAUACAGGUCUCAAGCAGGAACCACUUCUGCUCCCAGUCACAGCAGCUACUGGGACUUCAUGCCAUGAAGAGAAGACAGUUGAAGCUAGCAGGCUAUAGGGUUGUAGAGCUUAGUUAUCAAGAGUGGUUUCCAAUGCUGAGGAAAAGCAGGGCUGAGAAGCUGGCAUAUCUGCACUGCAAACUCUACGACAAUCUGCAAUGAUUCUCCCACUUGCAAGAGCCUCUGUAAAUAGUCAGAAAAUUUGGUUUGUGUUGCAAGAUGUAUAACUAUUAGGCUUCUGGAAAAUCUUUACAGAUAUUUUGCACACUAUAAACUAAAGUGCAGAAAAAAUGCUUUGUACCUGUUAAAAUGUAUUUCAUGGAGAUUUUUGUCAAAUAUAUAUUUUUAAAUUUACAUUUCAAGACUAAAAAGUAUUAACAUGAAAAAUAAAACAUCAGCCUAUCAGAGUCAGGUAUGGUAUAGCAUCCAUUUGACAUUUAGAAUAUAAGGUCUUGUGUGUUUACGUAAAUGUCAAGAUUUUCAGAGGUCAGUGCUUCUGUGUCAAGUGUGAAGCUGCCCACUCUACACAUCAAAAAUGAAACUCUCAGUAUGGAAUUGAGGGAGAUUUAUUUAGGAAUAUAUUCUACAGCCCUUGAAAAGAAAAAAACCUGUUAUGUAACUUAAUAAAGACAGGAUUAAAAUGGCAUGUCAGAAGCUAUUAGCAAAUGAAAAUAAAAAUAACAGUAUUUAGCAUUUUGUUUCUCACCUGUUUUUGUUUUGUUUUUGUUUUUUUUAUUUGAAUUUUUAUUUAAUAAAUUUUUUUGUCCUUUUUUAAAUUUAAAAACAGAUCUGGGUCUUCUUUCAUUUCCAUAGCAAAACUGGCAUCUGUUCUGCUGAUGUUGUUCAUGCAUUUUGAACAGCUUAUUUGAGACCGGUGUGGCAG